AGCUGUUGCAGAUUGUGGGUUCGCACGCUCCUGCUCCUGACUCACCGCUGUUCGCUCUUGGGGAGGAACAAGUCAGUCAGGAAGCCGCGCAGCAGCUAUGGCUUUUAAGGAUACAGGAGGAAAAACUCCCAUGGAGCUGGAGGUGGCAAUUCACCGAAUUCAAAUCACUCUAAUGAACCGCAACGUAAAAUCCCUGGAGAAAGUGUGUGCUGACUUGAUCAGAGGAGCAAAGGAAAAGAAUCUCAAAGUGAAAGGACCCGUUCGGAUGCCCACCAAGACUUUGAGAAUCACAAGAAAAACACCUUGUGGUGAAGGUUCUAAGACAUGGGAUCAUUUCCAGAUGAGAAUCCACAGGCGACUCAUUGACUUGCAUAGUCCUUCUGAGAUUGUUUAGCAGAUUACUUUCAUCAGUAUUGAGCCAGGAGUUGAGGUGGAAGUCACCAUUACAGAUGCUUAAGUCAGCUAUUUAAAUAAAUUGAUUACCAGUUGUUAAAAAAAAAAA
Molecule: messenger RNA, 502 nt
Organism: Cebus imitator (Panamanian white-faced capuchin)
Lineage: Eukaryota; Metazoa; Chordata; Mammalia; Primates; Cebidae
Product: 40S ribosomal protein S20-like
Exons: 1
Coding region: 98-394 (98 amino acids)
Biological process (GO): translation
Cellular component (GO): cytosolic small ribosomal subunit; ribosome
Molecular function (GO): RNA binding; structural constituent of ribosome
Source: RefSeq, a predicted model, not a curated record